AUGAAGGCGUUCUCUCUCUUUCAGUUCGCAUCAGCCGCUGCUGCCCUCAAAGAAUGGGCUCCGGCUGGCCCUUCAGAUUCCCGCAGCCCGUGCCCUGGGCUCAACACAUUGGCAAAUCACGGUUAUCUCCCUCACGAUGGUAAGAAGAUAUCGAUGUCUACGUUCGUCUCGGCCAUUACUGAGGCCUUCAACUUUGACCCAUCCGUCGGCCAGUUCCUCGCCAGCGGUGCCUUCCAGGUGUUCGGCCUCAACCCUGCCAACGACACCCUGGAUCUCGAAACACUCAACACGCCCGGCCGUCUCGAGCACCCUGCUUCUCUGAGCCGUCACGAUCAACCCGGAGGCGACAGCUUACAUGUCGAUCCCGAACGCGUAGACGCGAUGCUUGCAGACAGCCCUCAUCCAUACCUCGAUGUCAUUUCUGCCGGAGUCGGCCGCCGCCGAACCUUCCUGGAAUCCGGACGCCCCAAUCUGACCGAGACGAUCUGGACAAUCAUGUUUGGCGAGAGCUCUCUCACCCUCAUCGCUAUGAACAAUGGAACCUUCCCUGCAGCGGGAGCACCAGCAGAGGAGAUCUAUAACAUCCAGGCACCAAAGGACUGGGUCAAGAUCUGGUACGAGGAGGAGCGCUUCCCCAAGGGUUGGACUCCUUUUGCGCGAAGCAUCAAUCUCACUGAGCUUGGCGCUGUUGGAGGUGUUAUUAGGUCUGAGUUCUCCAAGUCUUAG
Molecule: messenger RNA, 726 nt
Organism: Clonostachys rhizophaga
Lineage: Eukaryota; Fungi; Ascomycota; Sordariomycetes; Hypocreales; Bionectriaceae
Source: the annotation of a GenBank genome assembly